CGUCAGUCGUGUGUCACAGGUCACGUGUGUAUGUGUGUGUGUUUGUAGCAGUUACCGUGUCUCCGUUACCAUCGGUUUGGUCAUAGAUUUUCAAAAUGGAUCCACACUAUGCAGAGCAAACAUCACCAUAGAAAGAUGUGGAGAGGCGAUGAGUCGGCGUUAAUCUGUCUGAACUGGGUUAAGGUGACAAGCAGGCGACUAACACAACACUGACCGGCUGUCUGUGACUCUGCACAGCGAGUUCCUGCUCUUCAUCGCCGAGCCCCGCCACAGCGAGGAUGUUCCCCAGCCUGGCCCACAGACCAUGGCAUGUCUUCUGCAGGGUCUCCUUGCAUCACAGAGGGUCCCUGGCACAACGGUCGCCGAGGUUCCCCCAGCUGUGCUACGGUUGGCAGAGUGGAGGCAUACAUAGCCUGUGGUUCAGCCUUCCAGACUGCCGAGUUGCUUCUCUAGGACUGGGCAAGGCGCAGUACUGCACUACCUCCGGCAACAGUAAAGAUGGUCCUCCAAAAUCAACAUCAGGUGAUGCUCCAUCGGCAGAAACGGUCUUGUCCGGAGCUGCAAAAGCUACCCCACCUUCAUUAGGUUUCAAACCUCAGGGGCUGAGUAAAGUUGAGACGAUUCAAGUGAAAGUUCGGGCGGUCCUGAAAAAAAGGGAAUAUGGACCCAAGUACACUCAGAACAACUUUAUCACUGCAGUCAGAGCCAUGAAUGAGUUCUGCCUCAAACCAAGUGAUCUGGAGCAACUUCGGAAGAUCAGAAGACGCAGCCCCCACGACGACACAGAGGCUUUCACUGUGUUCUUGCGGUCAGACGUCGAGGCCAAAGCACUAGACGUUUGGGGAAGCCAUGAGGCUCUCGCCCGAGAGAGGAAACUCAGGAAAGAGGUGGAGAGAGAGUAUCAAGAGAAUAUCUUUCGGAAUCAACAGCUGUUGAAAGAAUACAAAGACUUCUGGGGAAACACUAAGCCUCGAUCAGGCAAGAGGACAACAUUUCUACAAGGGCCAGGGAAGGUGGUCAUGGUCGCUAUUUGCAUCAAUGGGCUGAAUUUCUUCUUCAAGCUCCUGGCUUGGGUCUACACCGGAUCCGCUAGCAUGUUCUCCGAGGCCAUCCACUCUCUGGCUGACACCUGCAACCAGGGCCUGCUCGCCCUGGGAAUCAGCCAGUCAGUCCGCAACCCGGACGCUGGUCACCCGUAUGGGUUCUCCAACAUGCGCUACAUCGCCUCCCUCAUCAGUGGCGUGGGCAUUUUUAUGAUGGGAGCAGGCCUCUCUUGGUACCAUGGCAUCAUGGGAUUGCUGCACCCGGAGCCCAUCGAAUCAUUGUUAUGGGCUUACUGUAUUUUGGCGGGCUCUCUGGUGUCUGAAGGAGCCACUUUAUUAGUGGCCAUCAAUGAGAUAAAGAAGAGCGCCCACCAGCAAGGAACGUCUUUUUAUGAAUAUGUAAUGCAGAGUCGAGACCCCAGUACUAACGUGGUGUUGCUGGAGGACGCCGCUGCUGUGUUAGGAGUCAUCUUGGCUGCUGGCUGCAUGGGGCUCACCUCACUCACAGGGAACCCCUACUAUGACAGUCUGGGCUCUCUUGGCGUGGGCACACUGCUGGGCACCGUCUCAGCCUUCCUCAUCUACAGUAACACGGAGGCCCUGCUGGGACGCUCCAUACAGGCCGAACGCGUACAGAAGCUUACAGAGUUCCUGGAGAACGACCCCGCUGUAAGGGCCAUCCACGACGUGAAGGCCACUGAUAUGGGACUGAGUAAAGUGCGCUUCAAGGCUGAAGUUGACUUUGAUGGCCGAGUGGUGACACGGUCGUACCUGGAAAAACAAGACAUUGACCAAAUCCUUCAUGACAUUCAGCAGGUGAAGACUCCCGAGGAGCUGGAGAACUUCAUGCUGAAACACGGGGAGAACAUCAUUGACACCCUGGGGGCUGAGGUGGACCGCUUGGAGAAAGAACUCAAGCAACGUAACCCAGAGGUUCGUCACGUAGACUUGGAGAUACUAUAAUACUCACUGGUGUCUGCUGAGGGGAACAUCCUGCUGUACAGAGAAGAAAAGGUGAAAGGAGGACCGAGUCCACCUCCACAAUCUGCCACCCGUUCUGACCGCCUCAAAACAAGCGUCCAUCUCUGAACAAGUCAUCAAAUCGUACCGUAGUCUGUAGUCCCAAACCGUACUCGAGGACAAUGUCUGAGCGACGAUCGAGCUUUCUUUGUGUUACUUGAACUUCAUUUAGUGAUACCAAGAGUUCAACCUGCCAGAUGAAUGUUCUUGGUUAAAGACUAAGGGCUGUCAUCAGUCUCCUUGAGUGUUAAGAGAAAUUUAAAUCUGUGUUGCAGUUCACACAGACGAGACAGCUCGGUCUUCUGGUUGUUUGCUCGAACUCACAUUCCUCCAUGGAUGUGUCUGGAUUUCAUUGACGAAAACAAAAUCAUGAACAGGACCAGUAUCACUUACUAAACUUGUACUUUAAUGUUGUGCUUAACCACAGUGAUAGUGAUUCCUUCAUUAGUACAAAGGAAACCUCAGAGCUACAUAUUCAAACUAGACUUAUUUAAUUGCUAAACAAUAUUAGAUUUUUUUUUUUUUUUUACUUUUAAUGUUGAGCAGCUGCAGAUGGCAGGAUGCUGCUGCAGGGUCUCUGAUGAAGACAGAAAAUAUGUGAUGAGUAGAUGUGAUUGCUAUUACAGAAAAAUAUGCAAAGUCAAAGGUGUUAAUACUUUUCAUUUGAUUUGUAUGAUAGGGUUGAGGAGUGAACUGAUGUUUAAUACAGUAGCACUUAAUGAGCAUCAGCUUAUGCAAGAAAAAAAAAAAUUAGAGCGCAGGGUGUCAUAUUCCGGUGAUAUUGCAAAGACAAGUUAAAAGUCUAACAAAUCUGUUAAUUAGCCUUUUUUUUGGACAUUUUUGUCUUUGCAGAAAGUCAAAUACUAAGUCUGAACAUCCUUCCAUGAUAUUAUAGGCAGUGGCAUCUAUUCUGUCACUUGCCUUCUCUUUGCCAGCUCCACAUCCGAACUGCGGUUUUCUCCAAAUUUGAGGUUUAGUGACUUUGUCGUGCGAGGUCGGCAGCUGAUCAGCAGAUGAAUGAUUUGUGUUGUUCCAAAGAUGAAGUGCAGGAGGAUGCGCUCCGUGUAAAUAAGCAGCCUGUGGUACAACACAAAUGGACCAGCCCCUUAUCAAAACCGGCUUUCAAUAGAGUGUCAGCAUCAAAAUGGCAUUGUCUUAACCGUUCAGGGUGUCAGCCUGGACAGUAUGUGUACCAAAAUACCAAGUGAAUAAUCUCCUCCUCGGCGUUUCUGCUGAAUAAUCUGUUUCAAACACAGAGCGAUUGUGCUUUCGUUUUCAUUCUGAAUCUACAGUCAGCACACAGCCACAGCUGCAGCACCAGACACACCUGCCUGCUAAACAUCUUACCAUGCUCCAGGAGGUGGGCUGGAGUCAUUUCAUCUUUCCUGGGAGGGUGGCUAUAUAUAUUUGUGAAGGUGUUAAUAAUGUACUAUUUACCUUUGGUUAGAACAAUAUUGCCACUGUGGAAAGAGUUGGA
Xiphias gladius (swordfish) is the source of this 3540-nucleotide messenger RNA. It is a transcript of the gene slc30a9, whose product is annotated as solute carrier family 30 member 9. The record is from RefSeq and is a predicted model, not a curated record. The transcript is spliced from 18 exons. NCBI's taxonomy places the organism in Eukaryota, Metazoa, Chordata, Actinopteri, Istiophoriformes, Xiphiidae. Gene Ontology annotation, cellular component: nucleus; membrane. The coding region runs from base 279 to 2006 and encodes 575 amino acids. Gene Ontology annotation, molecular function: monoatomic cation transmembrane transporter activity. Gene Ontology annotation, biological process: zinc ion transport; transmembrane transport; positive regulation of transcription by RNA polymerase II.